GAGGCAACUUCCGGCAGAGCCCCGCCGAGAGCGUGAACUAUCGCUGCGGAGGGGCAGACCUGGACCGGUGGAAGACCGGGCGGAAGUGCGUGCCUGGGGUCGCUUUGGUUAUCGCGUUUUCCGCCCCUCGCUACGUCAUCGUUGUGAGCCCGCUAUCAGCGGCCAGCGCGGGCGCGGCCGGAGACCGUGUGGACCCCGGUUGCCGCCCCCUCAGGAGCCACCAUGUUGGUGAUACCCCCCGGACUGAGCGAGGAAGAGGAGGCUCUGCAGAAGAAAUUCAACAAACUCAAGAAAAAGAAAAAGGCAUUGCUGGCUCUGAAGAAGCAAAGUAGCAGCAGCACAACCAGCCAAGGUGGUGUCAAACGCUCACUAUCAGAGCAGCCUGUCAUGGACACAGCCACAGCAACAGAGCAGGCAAAGCAGCUGGUGAAGUCAGGAGCCAUCAGUGCCAUCAAGGCUGAGACCAAGAACUCAGGCUUCAAGCGUUCUCGAACCCUUGAGGGGAAGUUAAAGGACCCCGAGAAGGGACCAGUCCCCACUUUCCAGCCGUUCCAGAGGAGCAUAUCUGCUGAUGAUGACCUCCAAGAGUCAUCCAGACGUCCCCAGAGGAAAUCUCUGUAUGAGAGCUUUGUGUCUUCUAGUGAUCGACUUCGAGAACUAGGGCCAGAUGGAGAAGAGGCAGAGGGCCCAGGGGCUGGUGAUGGUCCCCCUCGAAGCUUUGACUGGGGCUAUGAAGAACGCAGUGGUGCCCGCUCCUCAGCCUCCCCUCCCCGAAGCCGCAGCCGGGACCGCAGCCAUGAGAGGAACCGGGACAGAGACCGAGAUCGGGAGCGGGAUCGAGACCGGGAUCGAGACCGAGACCGAGAGGGUCCUUUCCGCAGGUCGGAUUCUUUCCCUGAACGGCGAGCCCCUAGGAAAGGGAAUACUCUCUAUGUAUACGGAGAAGACAUGACACCCACCCUCCUCCGUGGGGCCUUCUCUCCUUUUGGAAACAUCAUUGACCUCUCCAUGGACCCACCCAGAAACUGUGCCUUCGUCACCUAUGAAAAGAUGGAGUCAGCAGAUCAGGCCGUUGCUGAGCUCAACGGGACCCAGGUGGAGUCUGUACAGCUCAAAGUCAACAUAGCCCGAAAACAGCCCAUGUUGGAUGCCGCUACUGGCAAGUCUGUCUGGGGCUCCCUCGCUGUCCAGAACAGCCCUAAGGGUUGCCACCGGGACAAGAGGACCCAGAUUGUCUACAGUGAUGACGUCUACAAGGAAAACCUUGUGGAUGGCUUCUAGGGAACAGAGCUGGAUUCCUUGUGCCUCAUAUGCCCCAAUGCUGGUCUCAGUAAAACACUGAGGUGGAAGCUUACACAUCUCCCUCAGCCUCUGGUUUUUCAGCACUUGGGAUUGGGGUUAAGCCUUUAAAAACGGCUGUCAGGUUUGAUCUCAGUGUAACAACAUGGCCAGUGCACGUUCCCCACUCCCUUGCCCCAGAAGGAUCUGGAAC
Molecule: messenger RNA, 1492 nt
Organism: Nomascus leucogenys (northern white-cheeked gibbon)
Lineage: Eukaryota; Metazoa; Chordata; Mammalia; Primates; Hylobatidae
Gene: NELFE
Product: negative elongation factor complex member E
Exons: 12
Coding region: 223-1281 (352 amino acids)
Biological process (GO): negative regulation of transcription elongation by RNA polymerase II
Cellular component (GO): NELF complex
Molecular function (GO): RNA binding
Source: RefSeq, a predicted model, not a curated record